AUGUCAACCGAUAGUUUUCCUACCGAGUACUAUGUAAACUCCAUUGUCCGAUUCCUGGACACUAUAGAGUACAAGGAUGAAAACUAUACGGCUGAGGAGCGUAUCGACAAGUUGCACUAUGCAUACAGCAAGACCGCACAGCACUUUGCUCAGCCAUCCCGACAGAAAAACAUCAAAGCCAGUCCAAAGAGGCUUCAGGCCUCUCUUCAAACUAUUGUUGCCAUGGUGGUUUACAGCUGGGCCACGGCAUCCAAGGAGGUCAUGGCAGACCUGAGCAUUCAUUACACCUACAUGCUUAUCCUAGAUGACAGCCAUGAUGAUCCCUCGGAGAGCAUGAAGACAUUUUAUGAUAAUGUUCUCUCGGGGAAACCACAGGAGCACCCUUGGUGGCAAAUGGUCAACGAGCAGUUUCCCCAGGUGCUGUCUCACUAUGGACCGUACUGCGGUCUGAACAUGGUCCGCUCCACGAUGGAUUUCUUUCAAGGAUGCUGGAUUGAGCAGCACAACUUUAUGGGGUUCCCCGGCUCCUACGACUACCCCAACUUUUUGCGCCGCAUGAAUGGGCUCGGGCAUUGUGUCGGUGGAUCCAUGUUUCCCAAGGAGCGAUUUGAUGAGACUGAGCUCUUCAAGGAAAUCACGGCAGCCAUCUCGCAAAUGGAAAACUGGAUGGUCUUUGUCAACGACCUCUUGUCGUUUUACAAGGAAUUUGACGAGCCGCGCGACCAGACCAGCCUGGUCAACAAUUAUGCGCAGUGCAACGAAAUCUCACUGGAAAAGGCCCUGAAAAGGGUAACCGACGACACAAUCACUGAUUCCCAGCAGCUGAUCAGCGUGUUCAAAGACAAAGAUGCCAAGAUGAUGCACACCCUGCGAACAUUCUUCCAGGGCUACGUGACGUGGCACUUGUGCGAUCCGCGCUAUCGCCUGCAGGAGCUCAACUCCAAGAUUGGCGAGGACUCUGAAGCCAGUCAAAAGCUUCGCGAGUACCUAAAGUCGGCCAAUGCUGUCGGAACGGUCAACCCGCGAGAGUGGGCGUACCCCAAGGUGACCGAAUUGGUGGCCGAGAGGCAGAAAAAGCAGGCGGAUAGGGAUGUCAAGACUUAUGUGUUGUCUGGGAACUCUUCGAUUUUAACACAUGUCGCUUGGGGCAAGGCUGCGAGCGCCAAUUCGGGGAAUGCAGUGCAUCAAAAGCUGCCAUAG
Messenger RNA from Akanthomyces muscarius, 1200 nucleotides. RefSeq lists its product as uncharacterized. Lineage: Eukaryota; Fungi; Ascomycota; Sordariomycetes; Hypocreales; Cordycipitaceae. Gene Ontology annotation, biological process: sesquiterpenoid biosynthetic process. The transcript is spliced from 4 exons. The record is from RefSeq and is a predicted model, not a curated record. Gene Ontology annotation, molecular function: trichodiene synthase activity. Bases 1 to 1200 code for a protein of 399 amino acids.